CCAGCUCUGAUUCAACAGUGACAGUUACUCCAUCAAAGGAAUCAAGCUCAGAAGCCCAUAGCAGUCAAGGGAGCCCUGUCAGAAAGCGAUUGAGAAUGGAAGAGUUAGCUAUACCAGGGCCUUCAUAUGUGGUGUGAGUAUUCUCUUAAUCUAAACCAUUUCAUUUACUCAUGUAGAAAAUAUUUUAGCUCAAGUCAUAUUCCUUUUCCUGAUGAAGCUUCUAAGAUGGUAGAGCCUCCAGAAAUUUUGCAGUCAUUCACAUCAUCCAGUACUGCAACUGCUUCUGAACAGGAGUAUCAAUUGACAAUUAGAGGCAAUGUCACCAAACGAAAUGUCAGAACACCACGUAAAAGAAGGCUAAAACGUUAUGUUGGAGAUUUAUCAAGUGAUGACUUUUCCACUCCCAGAAAAUCAAAGUCAAAUUAUGGGUUGAUGAAACAAGUGUUGCUGCUUUGAGGAGAAGAAUAAAAACUCUAAGUGGCUUAUUGAAACUUUUGAAGCAGAAGAAUCACAUAACAGAUUCAGCUGAAACUGUAUUGAAG
This is a messenger RNA of Acanthoscelides obtectus, 542 nucleotides long. Lineage: Eukaryota; Metazoa; Arthropoda; Insecta; Coleoptera; Chrysomelidae. The record is from the annotation of a GenBank genome assembly.